AUGGCUUCAAAAACUUCCCCAUUAAAAACUGCAUUCGCCUGUGCUGUCCUCUUUCUAUUAUCAGCAAGCAAAUAUGCAUGUGGACGCUACAAAUCCAUAAUCAAUUUUGGUGAUUCAAUUGCUGAUACUGGAAAUUUGCUUUAUUUAGAAUCAACUUCGUCCAACAAGAAGCCACCACUCUGUGGGUUCCUACCUUAUGGAGAAACUUUCUUUCAUCAUCCCACCGGCCGGUUCUCCGACGGCCGUCUUAUCAUCGAUUUCAUUGCUCAAGAUAUGGGGCUUCCAUUUGUGCCUUCAUUCCACGGCGAAGGAAAUGUAAGCAGGAGUUUUCAGGAAGGUGUGAAUUUUGCAGUCAGCGGAAGUACAGCUCUGGAGGACUCAUUUUUUGCAAAAUAG
Fraxinus pennsylvanica is the source of this 396-nucleotide messenger RNA. Lineage: Eukaryota; Viridiplantae; Streptophyta; Magnoliopsida; Lamiales; Oleaceae. The record is from the annotation of a GenBank genome assembly.